AUGUGCCGCGACCAUUGCUGGGGUCUGAUCAAGGACGCGGCGCUCUGCACAGAGCAGGGCGGAAAGUGGGUGAACAUGAAUCAGAACUUCGACAACCUCUUGGUGGGCACGAUCUCGCUCUUUGAGAUCAGUACCACUGAAGGCUGGGUGGACGUGAUGUUGGCUGCAGUGGACAGCCGAGGGCCUUACCUGCAGCCAAGGCGAGAUGCCAAUGAGUUCAUAGGCUCCCUUCUGUUCGUGGCCUUCAUGCUGAUAGGCAGCUUCUUCGUGCUGAACCUCUGUGUGGGCGUGAUCAUCGACAACUACAACAAGCAGAAGAGCGCCAGCGACGCCAGCUGCGUCCUGGUGACUGAGACGCAGGCUGCGUGGAUGACGCAGAUGAAGGCUCUCUACCUGCGACGUAGCUUCUUCACACAGGUCAAUGUGGAUCAGCUGGGCCCCUCGCGGCAGCACCGCUUCAGGAUUAUCACUUCAAGUGCCUUUGAGAAUUUCAUCAUGGCCUGCAUCGUGAUGCAGCUCUGCGUGCUGAUGAUGGUCUGGCAGCCGAGGGAUGAGAGCUUGGAGGUCUUUCUGAACACCUGUGGCUUCGUGUUCACAGUGAUCUUCCAUGUGGAGUUCUUUCUGAAGCUGAGUGCUCUGCACUGCAACUACUUCCGCGAGUACUGGAACAUCUUCGACUUCUUUUGCGUGGUGACGAGCGACGUGGUUGCGAUUCUUGAGGCGUCCAUCACGGUGAAUGGUACGGUGAACCUCAGUGCGCUGGUCAGCGCCUUGCGCAUCUUCCGGGUUGCCCGGCUCUUUCGCUUGGUGCGGUUCCUGAAAGGCCUCAACAAGCUUUUGCUGGCCUUCGCGCUGUCCGUGCCAAAGCUGCUUAAUGUGGGCCUAGUGAUGGUCUUGCUGCUCUACCUCUACGCGGUCCUUGGGGUGAGCCUCUUUGCCAAGGUGGCCUAUACAGGUGCAGGUAUCUAUGGCCCUCAGACCAACUUCCGCAGCUUCUUCCAGGCAGUCUCGCUGCUGAUCCGCUCGAUGACGGGCGAAGGCUUCAAUGAGAUCAUGCACGACCUCACCAAGUCACAGUGGUACUAUGAGAGCAUCCUGGAGAAAAAGUGUAGCGAACUGGACCUGGAGAGCCGCAACUUUGCAGAACUGGACCUGAACGGGGACGGCUUGGUGGAUGACCCCACGGAGUGCGGCACGGCCUUCGCUUACAUCUACUUCAUCUCGUACACCAUCUUCGUGAGCUUCGUGAUCCUGAACCUUUUCAUUGCUGUCAUAUUUGAAGGCUUCGAAGAGAGCCGUGGCAGUGAGCUGAAGGAGGUCAUCACCAAGUGCCUGGAGAAUUGGGAGAGCUACGACCCCUUCAACACCAUGCUGGUGCCGCUGCCCAAAGCACUGGACUUCAUUGAUGAAACAGUUGAAGAGCUUAUGAGCGCACACCAGCCACAGAAAGGCCAGUGCAUUCCCGAGUCACGGUGGGACUCCAGGAGCACAAUCGACAUGAACGCGUCAGAGGCGAUGUGGUCGAUGUACAACUUGCAGUAUGUUCGGACGCUGGGGCUGCACGUCCGGGCAGAUGGCCGUGUGCGACUGGUGCAGGCGGUCCGCGCCGUGCUGCGGCGGCUGCUGGUGGCCGGCGGGCCUUACAGUACUUUUCUACCACUCCAGGAGCGCAGGCAGCGCGUCAGGGAGCUGGAGGUCCUGGAAGCCAUGGCCGGUGGGGAGACGGAGCCGGAUGUUGCCGAGCUGGCGGCCCUGGAGGCCCGGCAGAACAAGCACAUCCAGGAGGCGCUGGGAGACAGCACGUUCUUGGCUCGCACAUCCCAGGUCCUCCACCCUCAGGUGGGGUCUGGACAUGGCCAGUCUGGCCGGAAGGAGGACGGCGAGUUCUCCAUGCUGGAAAAGGUGGCAGCCGCCAAGAUCCAGCGCCGGAGCAAGGAGUCCUUCCAGCGGCGCCGGGCGCGGGCCCGGUCAGACCGCGACUCACGGGCCUUCGGCCACGGGCCGAUCACCCGGGCAGCGGGUUGA
Symbiodinium pilosum is the source of this 2025-nucleotide messenger RNA. NCBI's taxonomy places the organism in Eukaryota, Dinophyceae, Suessiales, Symbiodiniaceae. The record is from the annotation of a GenBank genome assembly.